CCCAGAGCCCCAGAAGUAGUCCGGUCCGGGAUUUCCAAAUAGCCACUCAAGUUAUACUUCGAGAGAGUGAGCGCGCUCUCUCACAGUGUUCAAUCCACUGCCUUGUGUUUGUGUAGAACUGUUGGACCAUGUCUGUAGGACUGGAGCCCGGUUUCUCCAACGACGAGGUGCUGAGCCUACGUUACCCGCUUCAUCGUGCGUGCAGGGAUGGAGACGUCGGCGCACUGUGCUCGCUGCUCCAGCGCUACUCUGACCAGGCGGAUCUGGCUGCCGAGGACUCGUUUUACGGCUGGACCCCUAUUCACUGGGCUGCACACUUCGGGAAGCUGGAGUGUGUUAUGAGGCUGGUGCAGGUGGGAUGUGAAGUGAAUUCAUUGACCACACGGUUUGCCCAGACCCCGGCUCAUAUUGCUGCAUUUGGAGGCCAUCCAGAAUGCCUGCUGUGGCUCUUACACACAGGGGCUGAAAUAAACAGACAGGAUUAUGUGGGUGAAGCACCCAUUCACAAAGCAGCACGGGCCGGUAACAUGGAAUGCAUUAAUGUCUUGUUGAUCCAGGGAGCCAAACCAGACUUGAGGAAUGCAAAUGGUUUGACUGCAGCAGAUCUGGCCCAUGCUCAAGGCUUCCAUGAUUGCGCUCAGCUCCUCUCUAAUGCACACAACCAGCUAAAUCAGAUAAAUGGAUUUGCCCAUAAUGGGACCGACCACUCGCACAUCCAGGGCCGCAGUAUUCUGAAUGGGAUGGCCAAUAGAAAAAGAUUACUUGAUUGCACAGAGCCAAACCAAAUGAAAAAAGCAAGAACUGAGAGCAUGAAUUUUUCAGUGAAGGCAAAUAAUGGAAUUGGAGAGGAGCUUGAGAGUAUGAAUGUGGAAUCAACUGCUGAAAACCAAUCAGAUGAAGCCAUAGCCACAGGUUUGAGGAAUGGUCAUGGGCAGCAGAACAGUUUCACUGUCAACGGCUUCACCACAAAUGGGCAGUGCUAUCAUUCUCAAUUCAAUGGGGUUGAGACCAUUCCAGCUGAGUCAAGAAUGGACAUGUGCGGCUCACUGCACCUCAGUGGCAGCCCAAGCAGCUGUGUAUCUCACCGGCCUGCAUGGGGUGCCUUCCUGCCUGACUCCGGUGAGCAUCUGCGCUAUGGACACUACCAUGGCUUCGGAGAUACGGCAGAGGACCUGGAAGAUGCUAGCAGCUGUCAGGAGCACAGUACAGUCGUGAAGGUAGAGCAGCACUACGACCAAGAGGUUCUCAGUCCUGUGCAGCUGUUCCAUGAAUCAUAAAGUGAAAAUGAGUUCCGUCCAUUUGAUUACAAGUGGUCACACUGAUGGCAGCACUAUCUGCCUUAAACUGAGGGGUUAUCUUGCACCUUAAUGCAGGCUGUUUUGGUUUUGGAUUUUGGAAUUUGUUUUUGAUAAAAGGACAAUCUUUCUACCAAAGGGGAAAAAUUUUAUUGCAUUUUGUAUCUGAGCUAAUGACUUUAUUUUAUUAUACAUAUGUGUUUGAACUCAGCCUAGUUGACUAGAUGCAUUUCCUUUUCCCCCUUAAUGCAAUGUUAGAACAUUAAAUUGUACAAGAAGUUGAUUUUUAUGUGAAUUAAUUGUGAGUUUGUAGUUUUGUGCCAAUGAAUACCAGCUUUUUGAAAAAGGAGUCUUUUGUAUGAUUUUGCUGUUUUCUUGGGAGUUUUUCAAAGCUGACAUGCUGACUGUAAAACAGUGUUUGUUUGUUGUUUUUUGUUUGUUUUUUUAAAGAAAGCUUAAGAUGUAUAAAAUUCCUUCAUCUUUGUACCCUGUGUUCUAAUAAAAAAAAAAAAAAAUCAAACUCAAAAGAAGUUCCUUUCAUUGCCACUUGAAGACAGUUCUAUAUAGUAUAGCUGAUUCUUAAGUAAAGAUGUUUUAAUGUCUAUGUUCAUUUGGAAAGUAAAAGUGUUAAGUUUCUCAGUUUUUCUUACAUCUACUUUGCACUUUGGCAUUGACCCUUAAUUCAUCACUGACAUUCAUUUUGUACGUAAUGCACUCUAUUAGUCAAUUAUUAUACAUAUUACUCAAUUACUUAUAAUUGCCUAUAUGUGCAGGGUAUAUGCAUACAUUUUAAAAGUUACUUUGUUUUGAAAUACAUCAUGCCAUGUCUGGAAUAAAGACAGGUCGUGGCGCACAACAAAAGAUGAAAUUUGAUUAGCAAACUGUUCCCAUGGGAAGCUGAUACGCCCACCUCGGUUUCCUGUCUCACGUGUUCGGACACACGGAUGUCACCUGUCUUCUGCGUCGACCUUUACUGCGAGGCCUGAAACGUCAUUAGCGCUCCGCCUGUAAAACAUGGAUCUUCGAUUUAAUGCCUCGAAAAGGGGGUGGGCCAGCAUUUUUAACCCAUGUAACUGCUACUUAACAAAGCAGCAUACAUAUAUUGAAUUAAGCUACAAAUAUUACAUUUGUAAGUCAUUUAAAUGGUACGAGUUAUUUUUAAUGGCAGUGUACAUUAUUAACUUAGUUCCAAAUAUGGUAAAUAAUCCCCCCACAAGUAUGACAGUGGUAUCGUCUGUAUUCCGUGUUGAAAUCCUCCAAGCAGAGUCGAAAAGCAAAUUUCGAGUCGAGGACCUUUCGAGAGAAGGGGAAAGGCACAUAUUAUAGUAAAUUUUACAACAGAAAUUUAUAUCUUACACUUGUACAGUUUUAGCAAUGUCUACUCCAGCACGAAGGCGAUUGAUGAGGGAUUUUAAAAGACUUCAAGAGGACCCUCCAGCGGGUGUUAGCGGUGCUCCGUCAGAAAACAAUAUCAUGGUAUGGAAUGCAGUGAUAUUUGGGCCAGAAGGAACUCCCUUUGAAGAUGGUAAAUAUAAACAUUACUUCGAGGUCCAUAAGUUCUAGUAAUUAAGACAUGUACUUUUUAUUCAUGCUUUAAGCCUGUUUUUGUUAUAGGUACAUUCAAAUUGACUGUAGAAUUCACAGAAGAAUACCCAAACAAACCACCCACAGUCAGAUUCAUCU
Molecule: messenger RNA, 2978 nt
Organism: Cyprinus carpio (common carp)
Lineage: Eukaryota; Metazoa; Chordata; Actinopteri; Cypriniformes; Cyprinidae
Product: ankyrin repeat domain-containing protein 10-like
Molecular function (GO): protein binding
Source: RefSeq, a predicted model, not a curated record